Messenger RNA from Mercenaria mercenaria, 6274 nucleotides. RefSeq lists its product as uncharacterized. The record is from RefSeq and is a predicted model, not a curated record. The coding region runs from base 518 to 6274 and encodes 1918 amino acids. The transcript is spliced from 27 exons. Lineage: Eukaryota; Metazoa; Mollusca; Bivalvia; Venerida; Veneridae.
CGUGAUAAGGUAAAGUGCAACUGACAACAAACCGGAUGCUUUUUUUGGCGAUAUUUGGUUUCUAAGACACGAUCUUACCUACAACAAAACUGUAUCCAGAGAUCUCACUUCGAUUCAUUUUGGAAAAGGGACAGUGUUCUUUCGGAAUGAAAUACGUAACAUGAAUAGCGAACUAUUGAUCACGCUUAACGAACAAUGAUUUAUGCUUUUACAUUGGGCUUUAAAAAGAAUAAUCUCAUCUUUCUAUCUUUUGAAUGUAGGGAUAACGCAUGUUUUUCGUGUUAUAACAUCUGCAGAAUCCCGUAGUUUUCUCUCCUGUUAAAACACCCCUGAAAAGUGACGAGAAUUUAACAUAAUAGCCGCUUGAAGAAAUUACCAUUAGUCUUAACGCAUGUGUUUAAUAGAAUCCGUAUUAAAUCUUUGAUACGUUUGUUCUUAUUUAUUUGAAUUUUAAUUUAUUUAGUUUUUUCUUUAUAUUUUCGCCAUGAGGGAAUUAAUCUAUUGAAGCUGUUUUAAUAUGAGGGAUGGAUGGAUUACAAUAUAUCUGUCACUAUCAGUGAUUUUUCUUCCUUCUGGUCUCGUGUACGGUGCGUGCACUUUCCCGUCUGAUCUACAAGGUAACUGGAUUAGCUCUGACAAGGGUACUCUAAACUUUACAUCUGACACUAUCUGGAAGUAUCCACUUCCGGUCUAUAAUGUUAUUACGGAAACCAAUUUCGUCUGCGAGGAAAAGAGAGGGGAUAAGUACAUGCUAAAAUCUCAGACUACAUUUGUUGUAAUACUGCCGCCAUCUUACUUCGCAUACAUUUGUCUUGAGCUUCACCCAAUUUCCAGCUACAAGUACUGGUACCAGGUUGCCAAUGAUAUACACUCGAAAGUAAAGCUGAGAGUACAUUUGCAAUUUUAUCAUAUCAAUGUCGAUUUUGCGACCGCCUGCAAUAGAAGCGAACCAUACGAGACAGCUACAUUCAACACUUUAGUCAAGGAAGGUGCAUUAGAAGAUGGUCUUGUCGAAGCAACUUGUCCAUUUGAAUUAUUUCAUACAUUUUCUAAUGGAAGUUUGACCUCAGCAGAUGAUUCAACGUCAUGUGUCAACACGACGUUGGACGUAUGUACAGAAAGAACACAGAUGCGUGUUACGUACGACCCUUCCUGCGAUGCCUCAUUGAAAAUUUCAAGUGAAGGUAUGAAUAUCUGCUUAUUGGAACAGACCAACGGCACUUCCGGUGUGACGUAUUUGCACGUGUGGAACAAUGACACAACAUUGACCAUGCGGAGGAUCAAUUGUUAUGCAUUUGAAAAAUCAGGAGAUGUAAUGACGGCCACUUUAUACCCGGGAGCAUGCCAACCUGACCAGACUUCCAUGGUGGUGUCUGACCCGGGUAUAAAAGUCCAGUAUAAAUCAAUUACAAAGGACACAUCGGAAGGUGGACCACAAACUAUUUAUUUUGCUGCAAUAAUUCUUGGUGCUCCCGCAUUUAUAAUAUUACUUGUUUUAAUAAUCUGCAUUAUUUGCAAGACAAAGUGUAGAUGCAUAACAAAACUGUGCAAAAAGAAUAAAAUAGGUCAUUCUGACGCUUCACUGGCGUCCUCAAUGGAGGACGGUAUGGAACCGUAUCUGCGCGCGAUGAAACGUGUCGACCAACCACGAGGCGUGUUUGUUGCUAGGAAACCAAUUAAGCUUGGACCAAUCAUAAAGCCACGUUUGGAACCGCCGCCGAAGGUGGAGCUACUCUAUGACGUGGAACCAAGACCAACCAGUGCAGAUGGGAAUAUCUGGUUUGAGGGUUACUGGUCAAGCAGUAACGAGACUCCGCGGAAUUACCAGCACGUUGACAAAUUACAUUUAACAAUGUAUGUUACAUUGCCAGUAUUAAUUCUGACUGGAUAUUGUGUCUGCUGCUGCUGGAGCGCGUGCACUUAUCCUAGCGAUCUGAUUGGUGAAUGGUACAGCACGAGCUUCGGAACGCUGGACUUUGUAACAAACCAAUCAUUUUCAGGCUUUACCUCAGAUUUGUCUGCAGCACCUUUGACCUUCACAUGUUAUGAAGCGUCAGGAUCUCUAUACGUUUCAAUGUCAUCUUACAUUUUAUUCUCAAGCGUCACAGUCGAUGUCUACCUUUGCAUGAAUAUGCAGAAAAUAUCUACAAUCAAAUAUUACUACACUUUGGAAGGGAACCGAGAUUCGGGAACAGGGGUUCGUUUUUAUUUACCAGCAGACACAGGAGAAAUCGUCACCCUGUCAACAGCUUGUACUCACACUGACACACGUUCACCUGGAGAGUAUGAACUAUUAAUCAAGAAAGACCAGCUGCUGAGUGCAGUAACUUCUUGCCCGAGUGACUUACAAUCAACAUUUAAUGUUACCAUGACAACAAUCAGUGCCGCAAGUUGUACAGAAUCAAAAAUGGAAGGGUCAGCUGGUGCUCUAGUGUUUAACUACUCAUCCUGUGUAACUGGACAGUUCAGCAGUGGGGGAUAUCUGCAGUGUUUAUAUAGUAAAACAGACGGAUACAGUUAUGCGACACUGUAUAAUAAUGACAGUAGCACGGACGAAAGUUCUACCUAUAUGGUUACAUGUCUUGCAUAUGAAAAAAAUGCGGAUACACUGAAAGGCACAGAGAGUCCAAACAGUUGUCUUCCAUCCCAGACACCUACCUCCGUCGAGUCUCCAGGAAUCACUUAUGUAAUGACGGAUCUAUUAUAUACAGUACCAGAAGAAAAGGAUUUCACCACAAUCAUCAUAGUCGUAUGCUGUAUAUCAGUCGUGAUUAUAAUCGUCAUCAUCGUGGUCGUCAUUGUAUAUUUCAAAGUUUGCCGUAAACCUAAACCAGAGCCUCCUCCUAAAAUCAGGAAGAAAAAGAGGAAACUCUCAAUAACUGAAUAUACACCAAGAUCGCUUGGUAGAGCUUCUUCGGUGGAAAAGUUAGAGGAAGGUGUCAUAAAUAAGAAAAGUACAGAAGAAAUAAUAACCGGACUUGCUGUGGACAAGAAAGAUAAACAUGUGUUUCUUAAUGGUGAUGCUUACGAACCACCGAAAAAAGAGGCAUGGCAGACGAAAUGGGAAAACGUCAGAAACAAAAUAUCUCCUAGACUGACACAAGAAAAUUUAAGAAGAAUGAAGCAGUCAUUUCAAAGUGAUGGAGGAAUUUCGAGUCUUGAGGAAUUAUCAAUAUCAGAUUUAGAUAAAGCUUAUACUUUAUCAACAUCUUUGCCGGAGAGUAUAGAUAUUCCAUUUAAACAAAGCACUAAAUCAGUGAACUUUGAUGCUGCCUUAAGGAAUUCAGUAACUCCAAAAUAUACCGAGAAGUCUCAUGCUAUCCCGAAUAUUCCGGCAAGUACAGGAAAAUUUGGCGGUUCUCCUAAAAUAAGAUCAACUGAAUCGAUACAAAUGCCAAGCGCUGAGCCAAAACUAGAUACAAUUACUGAAAAUCCGUUAUCUAGAGAAAACACAUGCAUUUCGCAGAAAGGCAGCCCAACAAAACGAUUGAGAGAACACCCGAAUCUUACUCGAAUAUUGAGCGGUGGUGAUGUAACAGCUCUAUCAACAGUCUUAACAUCACACAGUACCGCCUCGGUAGGUGAUAUCCGCUUGCAAAACUCAUUUCAGAAUCUAAGUAGUAGAAAUAGUUAUUUGAGUGCAUCUAAUGCUAGCAUUUUCGACGAUCCAAGGUGGUUGAUGGAGAACAAGAAAACAUCUGGAGGAGAUAAUGCUUUUCAAAGCAUAAAAAACCUCAUACCAUCUAUUCCUAAAGAAAAAGAGAGGGAUCCAAAAUGGUUCAUGAAAACACCAAAGAUACCAGAUGUUUCGAGAGAGGAUAUGGAAUACUACAAAAGUAGAAAUAAGUUCUAUGUAGGGUUGAACUCAGGUCCAAGAAAAGGAAGUACAAGUAGUUUGGAAAUAAUUCAGCGUGAAAAGAUGCGAAGAAAACACGAAAAAGGCAAACCAGAUAAGCCUAAGCUUGUCCGUCCAGUCUCACCGCAUUUUGAAGAUGGCUGGCAAUAUAAAUGGGAGAAGAUGAUGCGGCCUAAGAACGUCCUGUCUGCAAUAAAACGUCACAUUCAGCGGUCACAAACGCCUGUGAAGUUAUUUCAAAAUAUAAUUGUCGAAGAACCUAGCUGUACAUCAGCUGACAACACAGUGGCCGAUGAUCAAGACAAUGGGAAAAUAGAACAAAUGAAAUUGACUGAAAACGAAAGCGAUAAUCAAAACGCAGCUAAAGCAACUGAGGAAGAAAAUGAACACUGUGAGUCAAAGAAUGGUCUGCCAAAUGACAUACCUAAUAAUAAAGAUGAAGUCGCAAGUACGACAUCUGAUACGAGUCGUAAAACAUUCGUCGCUAUUGUGGAUGAAAAAGACUGCAAGACUAAUAAGUUAUCGUCGGUAAGGUCAAAGAAAAAAUCAAAGGAAAAGAACUCAAAAAAGAAAAACCCGGCUUCUUACGUUAAGGAAGAAACAACAUCACAUAAAGUAAGCGAUUCGUAUAAAAACUUGACUGAUUCAUUGGAAAACGUUCCUAAUCAUUCUUCAGAUACUAAUUACGAUGAUACUACAACUAUAGACAAAGAAAGACAUGAUAAUGUUGGCACUUCUAUCACUGAUACAACGCUAAUAGACAAACCAGAAAAUAUCAUUGAAGUAACAAAGACAAAUUCCGUAUCAGCUAGAAGCGACAGUAUAAGAACUUUAGGACAGAUUGACUACGACUCUGUAAGCUUGCAUUCGGAACUGUUUUUCCCGGAUGACUGGCUUUAUGACAGCUGCUCAGCUUUAGACCAAAUUUGGAAAAUCGGAAAAAGAUCGACAUCAAACAAGAGGAAAAAAGAAUACAAACAAUAUAUAGGCAAUGAUGAAGACAUGCAAGGACGAAGCGCCACCAUGUUUGAACUAAACAAAGAAAAAGAAAAACCUGUCAUUCAAACAAUACCAAGGUGGCAAAGUAAAUGGGAAAUUGACAUGAGACCCGACCCAAGUAAAGAUCAUAUAAACACCUUGCAGACCUGGAAGAGUAUGCCACUACCUACAACAGAACGAGCAAGUGCUGAAAGUAAAGCCUCACCACUCAACAGGUCGAUUCACAGUCGCAAAAGUAAGAAAAGCAGAACACGAGAGAAAAGAGGAACAUUGGGUAGAUUGUCGUCUGGUGCACUGCCCCCUGUGGAAGACACGGAAAAAAUCGAUAUACAGAGUGUUGCUUCAUACAGAGUUGAUGACUUUAAAAUGCUACACAAGACGGACGACAGAACACAAAGUCUAUUAGAUUUAACAGCAAGGCUCUGGCAUAUUGAGCCAAAGAAACACAACAAGUCCUGGUUCCUAGGUCCUGACAGCAAGAACGUACCUGAGCCUACAUUCUUACAACUUAUUUUUUUUGGAUAUGUUUACACCCUACAUCUACUAUACAUUUCAGAAUCUUGUUUUCUUCCAAGUGACCUGAGUGGGGCCUGGUACAGCAGUACCAAAGGCCUUAUCUCAUUCAACGCCACGUCAAAUGCGACAACUAUACCUUCCUUCAGCACAAGCAAGUUUGGAACUUUAUCUUUCUCUUGCUCUGUCUCAUCAGAGUCCAAAUAUAUAUUCAAGUCCUCUUCAUUCGCGUACUACGGUCUGAAUUUUGAAGUUUUCAUCUGCCUGGAAAUAUCUGAGAGGAAAUCUGCAAGUUUUUAUAUCUACUAUCUAGGCUCAGUGGAAAAUGCAGAUGCGGAUAAUGAAAGACUUAAGUCUGCAUUGGUGUCAUCUAAUACUAUACCAACAGUUGCCUCUAUGUGUGACAGGGUCACAUAUGCUACUGGAUCCGAGAAUAUCUUACUGAAAAACGAUGGUAAUGAGCUAAACUCUAUGAUUCGUUUCCCUUUCGAUUUCCGCGGGAAAUGGACUUACAAUUACACAAGCGGUGGAAGCACUUCCUGCGCCUCGGACAGUGGGGUAGACAUCUGCGGUAGCGGAGAGGCCAGGACAAUGACAUACAACUACACCGCGUGCUCAACCAUACAGGCAUAUUCUGCAACUGGUGUAUUAAAGUGUAUUUACUACACAAGUGAUUCAAGCUUUACCUAUAUGUACGUGUAUAAUACUGACUCUACCACGGAUGAGAGCACGACAUAUAGAUUCACGUGUUAUGUCAUAUCUAAAGUCGGCUCAAUAGUUUAUGCAACCCAGUAUCCACAGCAAUGUGCGUCUUCACAAAACGCCACAUCUGUGUCCUCACCAGGCGCAUUACUCGUUUUCUCAAGAACAGAGUCAUGCCGUAAGUAUGCUUGUCUGGUAGUCUGA